AUUAUAGUAAAACACUGCAAGUUCGAAAUAUACUUUUCCCAUUGGGCUACAUAUUUUAUUUUAUUAUAUUGCUUGGGUUAUUUUUCUAUUCAUUGAAAUACUUUUCUUUUAACUGGAGUUGGGGAAUCGUGUUUGCUUAAGGAAAUUUGGCGGUAUAGCAAUUUAACGACGCUUAAAUCCAAAACCCUCAAAUUGCGAUUUCCGCCAUAUCCAUUGACAUCUUCUGAGGUUUGGUAGCUGCAACCAAACCCUAUUUCGUUUGAGAUUGAACAUUUUUUGUUUGAUUGAGAAAUGGAAACUUCGCUUAGGUAUGGUGGAGAUUCCAAGUCUCUGCGAAUUCACGCCAAGGAAAAAAUCCCCAUCUCCCCCAAUUCCAUCUGCCAGCUUCAAGGAGAGCUGGACACGAAGCUUGGAGCUCCUACUUUCCUGAAUGGGACGAUUAGAUACUUCCAUCCCGAGUUAUCAGCUAGCCUUGGUGUGGGAGUUCGGUACAAUAGACGGGAUAAAGUGCACUAUCACAUACGUGGGAAGAAGACAUUUCCAGUAACUGCAGAUGGAUUGUUUAACUUCAAUGUUAAGGGUCGUUGUAAUAUCGAUGAGGAAUUGAAGCAAAUUGAUUAUUCCGCUGCUACUGAGUUCGUUUGGAGCAUCUUCAAUGUUAAGAAGGACCAGGAUUUGCGUAUCAAGUUGGGAUACGAUGUUAUUGACAAGACUUCAUAUAUGCAAGUUCGAGAAAACAAUUGGACGUUCAAUGUUGAUCAAAACCGGAGAUGGAAUGUGAGGUACGACCUUUAAGGCAUGGCCCGAUUUUGUAGGCAUUGGAGCUGAAUGUAAUAGCUAUAUGACUGUAGUGAUCUUUCAUUUGGAUUGAUUUAGCUUCUGAAGCUAUCUCAGGAUGCUUUUAACUGUAAAUCGUGCCGUCUUAGGAGUUAUCUUGAACAGAUUCGAAAACUGAAUUCAUUUUUGUAUACCUAUUACCAAUUCUCCUAUUGAAAUUCCUUUUCUACAA
This is a messenger RNA of Salvia miltiorrhiza (redroot sage), 1009 nucleotides long. Its product is annotated as outer envelope pore protein 21, chloroplastic-like. Gene Ontology annotation, biological process: regulation of monoatomic anion transport. The record is from RefSeq and is a predicted model, not a curated record. Gene Ontology annotation, molecular function: voltage-gated monoatomic anion channel activity. NCBI's taxonomy places the organism in Eukaryota, Viridiplantae, Streptophyta, Magnoliopsida, Lamiales, Lamiaceae. Bases 292 to 795 code for a protein of 167 amino acids. The transcript has 5 exons.